Cryphonectria parasitica EP155 is the source of this 585-nucleotide messenger RNA. Its product is annotated as HET-domain-containing protein. NCBI's taxonomy places the organism in Eukaryota, Fungi, Ascomycota, Sordariomycetes, Diaporthales, Cryphonectriaceae. The annotation marks the transcript as partial. The transcript has 2 exons. The record is from RefSeq and is a predicted model, not a curated record.
AUGUCGUCCGGCUCUACUUACGACGAUGCUGCAGCGGGAAACUACCAAGACCUCCCGCAGGGCAACUUCAUCCGCUGCCUGGUGCUCUCACCCGGCAGCGGCAGCGAUCCCCUCGCCUGUGAGCUGCAGACCGUCGACCUAGAUAAGCAACCAGAUUUCGAGGCCAUCUCGUAUGUCUGGGGCAGCGACGUGAAGAGCGAAACGAUUUCCUGCAACGGCAGGACAACCUAUAUCACAGCAAAUCUGUCUGCCGCCCUGAAACGAGUACGAUACGCAUCCGAGCCACGUUCAUUAUGGGCUGACUCGAUUUGUAUCGACCAGAAGAAUGACAAGGAGAAAAGCCAUCAGGUUGCCCUGAUGGGCAAGAUUUAUUCUUGCUCACGAAGGACUUUGAUUCAUAUCAUCGGCAACGAUAAUGGCCAUGCAGCAUCAGUUCAGAGUUUGGUAUCAUUGCUGGAUAAAUCCAUCAAUCAUGAGCUCAACAAGAUCGAUCCGGAGAAUGACUAUGUAUCUCUUCUCCUCGCCCAGCCAUGGUUUCAUCGGGGCUGGGUUAUCCAAGAGGCAGUGCUAGCCAAAGACGCAGUG